Molecule: messenger RNA, 1504 nt
Organism: Lindgomyces ingoldianus
Lineage: Eukaryota; Fungi; Ascomycota; Dothideomycetes; Pleosporales; Lindgomycetaceae
Product: histidinol-phosphate aminotransferase
Exons: 3
Coding region: 26-1342 (438 amino acids)
Biological process (GO): L-histidine biosynthetic process
Molecular function (GO): L-histidinol-phosphate:2-oxoglutarate transaminase activity; pyridoxal phosphate binding
Source: RefSeq, a predicted model, not a curated record
UUUCCACUCCCAUAACUACAAUAGUAUGGCUCGGCAAUCACCCUUCGAUCUAUCCAAGUGCGCAAGACCAAACAUUCUGGCAUUGGAGCCAUAUCGAUGUGCAAGAGAUGACUAUAAAGACGACGGCACGAAUAUCCUCCUAGAUGCAAAUGAGAAUGCGUAUGGACCUGGCCUGGCACUCGGAAAUGACGGGAAACUACUCAAUAGAACUACUAAUGGCGCAUCGAAUUCAUCAAGCGCGAUUGAUGUGGAUUUGCUCGGAUUGAAUCGAUACCCAGACCCCCACCAACUAGAACUCAAACAAGGCCUCUGUAACCUUCGCAACACCCACGCCCAUACGCCCAAAACCCUUACACCCAACCACCUCUUCGUCGGCGUCGGCUCCGAUGAAGCUAUCGACGCCCUACUUCGCGCCUUCUGCGUCCCUGGUAUGGACAAGGUCCUUGUAUGUCCACCUACAUAUGGAAUGUACAGCGUCUCUGCGCAAGUCAACGAUGUUGCCCUAGUAAAAGUACCGUUGCUCACACAUGGAUUCGGACUUGACGUACCCGGCAUAACAUCUGCACUGUCGAAGGAUAUGAGUAUAAAGCUGGCAUAUCUCUGUUCGCCUGGAAACCCCACUGGUGCAUUACUCAAGAAGGACGACGUGCGGAAGAUUCUAGAACACGAGACUUGGAAUGGUGUCGUCGUGCUAGAUGAAGCAUAUAUCGACUUCGCGCCCGAAGGCUCAAGUCUUGCGGAAUGGGUCACCGAGUGGCCAAACCUCGUCGUCAUGCAAACUCUCUCCAAAGCAUUCGGUCUAGCAGGAAUUCGACUUGGGGCAGCGUUCACAGAUCCGGCGAUUGCAAGGGUGUUGAACUCAAUGAAAGCGCCGUAUAAUAUCCCGAAUCCGACUAGUCAACUAGCAAAGGCUGCACUGAGUCCGAAACAUUUAGAGGUCAUGCGAAAGAAUAAAGAUCUGAUAUUGAAGCAGAGGGAUAGGAUGCUGAAAGAGCUACCGAAGAUACCAGGAGUAGGGAAAUUUUUGGGGGGGACGGCGUCGAAUUUCUUACUCGUGGAGAUGCUAGAUGCGCCUGCGGAAAAGGGCGGGAAACCAUCGAAUGAAACUGCUUUGAUGGUAUAUGAGGGACUAGCGGAGGAAAAGGGUGUUGUGGUUAGGUUUCGAGGGAAGGAAUAUGGAUGUCUGGGAUGUUUGAGGAUUACGGUUGGAACAGAGAAAGAGGUUGAUAGAUUCCUGGAGGAAAUCAAGAUUGUGCUGCAGAGUAUUUUUAAGGGUACGGGGAAGGUAGAACCUAAAGAGGAAGAGAGGAGGGAGAAUGAAGCGAAUGCUGUGAUUGCUUGAGAUGGAAGGCUGGAAUUUUGGGGAGAAAAGCUGACCUGUUAUUGGGCUCUUACUGUGAUCUAGGACGAAUAUUUGAGGAGAGAUAUUGCUCUCAUAUUCCGGAGUGAAAAGUCGAGAACCGUAUUUCGAAGGAUAAUGGGCAUUUACAAUAGUGCAGAAAAG